GCAACAAAUUCCAUUAAAAAAAAAGGAAGAAAAAAGUCUGCGACAAAUUCUGGUAAAUUCGAAGUCAAAAUCCUAAGUAAAAUUUGGUGUUUUACUUUUUACUGAGUGAAUGCUCCUUUGCUCGUAUCAAUGAAAUCCAUGUAACCAUCACCAGUUAGGUUUUUCUUCAAUCGAUUAUGGCUUAUUUCGCGCCUAAAUUUUCCAUCACGCCCAGCCCCAUCUGCACAUCCGCCUACAAAACUUCCAUUCCCCUUCGCAGCUCACCUUUCGGAGCUCGGAAACCCCCCGACUCCCACCUGCUUCUGGCUUUCAAUCGCGGCGGAGAUAGUGGAAAUGGAGUUAGAGAGAUGGAGAGACCACCGGCGCUGAAGCGGGUUAGGGCGAGCCCCAAUUUGAGCGAGGAGCAGAAGCUUGCUAUCUCUCAACUGCCGCCGAAGAUGACGAAUCGGUGCAAGGCGUUGAUGAAGCAAAUCACUUGCUUCUCAGCUGAAAAUGGCAGCGUUCCUCGAAUGUUGGCGUUUUGGGUGAGGAACACGAAGCCGCAGAGAGCCGAUUGGCUUGCUGUUCUUAAAGAAUUGGAGCGGUUGAAUCAUUUUCUCUAUUUUGAGGUUGCUGAAUACGCCUUUACAGAAGAAUCGUUUGAAGCUAGCAUUCGCGAUUAUACCAAGAUCAUUCACGGUUAUGCAAAGCAAGACAAGCUGGGAGAAGCUGAACGCGCUCUAGAGGCCAUGAAGAACCGAGGUUUCAUGUGUGAUCAGGUGACUCUAACUGCUCUAGUGCACAUGUAUAGCAAGGCCGGCAAUCUCAAGCUGGCCGAAGACACGUUCGAGGAGAUGAAGUUGCUUGGUGUGCCGCUGGACAAGAGAUCCUAUGGUUCGAUCGUGAUGGCCUACAUCAGAGCUGGGAAACUAACCUCUGCAGAGAGCUCACUGAGAGAGAUGGAAGCGCGACAAAUCUAUGCACCUCGAGAAGUCUACAAGGCGCUGCUGAGAGCAUACUCGAUGCUAGGCGACAGCCAAGGCGCUCAAAGGGCCUUUGACGCGAUCCAGGUUGCAGGCAUCAUCCCCGAUGCCAAGGUAUGCGGGCUUCUGAUAAACGCGUAUGUUGCAUCAGGGCAGACCCGUGAAGCUCGUAUUGCAUUCGAGAACAUGAGAAGAUCUGAUCUCGAACCUAACGACAAAUGCACGGCCUUGUUGCUGGCCGCCUACGAGAAGGAGAACCGGCUGAAAGAGGCGUUGGAUGUGCUGAUGGAGUUGGAAAGAGACAAUGUGAUGCUAGGGAAGGAGUCUUCGGAUUUACUCGUGCAGUGGUUCCGUAGGCUAGGGGUCGUGGAGGAGGUCGACCGCGUGCUCAAGGAUUUCGCUUCAAGGAUGCACGAGCACGUUUUAUAGCUCACUGUCUCGACCCCUAAACCCUAGCCGUGGAGCCUGUGCACCGGCUUCCUCAAACACAUCGGGAGCUGCUCGUGUUCGUCUCGGGUUACAUUCAUACACUCCACAAGCGCCGGUAUAGUUUCUUCCUUUCCGCCACUCCAUUUUGUAUGUUGAUAUUGGUCGCAUGAUGAUGAUUUAGUUAUUUGUAACAUAAAAAGUAAAGUUAUUGUGCUAUCCUCCUAUACAAAACUAAUCUCAGAUAAUCUCGAGUCAAUUCAAUCUCGAAAAAAAAAUUAUGUGCGCGACCAUGAACGAGUGAUAGCGACGAUAGCGUUUCCUUGUUCAUUUUGGAGACGAUAAUGUUUAUUUUUAUGAUUUUGUUGUAUUAUGUUUCACGUUUCGAAAUAAA
Messenger RNA from Salvia miltiorrhiza (redroot sage), 1782 nucleotides. Its product is annotated as pentatricopeptide repeat-containing protein At1g01970. The transcript is spliced from 2 exons. Gene Ontology annotation, molecular function: protein binding. The record is from RefSeq and is a predicted model, not a curated record. Bases 177 to 1391 code for a protein of 404 amino acids. Lineage: Eukaryota; Viridiplantae; Streptophyta; Magnoliopsida; Lamiales; Lamiaceae.